Molecule: messenger RNA, 209 nt
Organism: Funneliformis mosseae
Lineage: Eukaryota; Fungi; Glomeromycota; Glomeromycetes; Glomerales; Glomeraceae
Source: the annotation of a GenBank genome assembly
AUGUCAGAAGAACAUUUACCAAAUAUUUCAGUAUUUUUAUUAGAAGCACAAAAUUUAGAGGAAAAGGCAUUUUCAACAAAGUUUCGUCAAAUUAAGCAGAGAUUGAAAGGAUACGCCUUUCCAAUGAAUCAUCUAGCCCAUUUAGUACAUAAGAGAGGUGGGAAUAAAACGGAUUACAUUGAAGCACCACAAAAAUACAGCAACACAAG